CACGUGUUUCAAUAUGGCGGUCGUGGUAGCGAGAUUUCUCAGUUUCAUUUCAUUUUGAGGGUUUAAAAGACUUAGGGAACUAGGAUGACAAGAAAAAAAGAGAAGAAGGAAGGCAAAGUAACAUCUGCGCUUGAUGAGCAAACUCUUGGUUACUUCAAAAGAGUGGAUGAUGUGAUCAAAGAUGACGAUUUUGACGACGAGGAGGGUCGAAAACUGUUCAUUGAAAACGUCUUUACGCAAAUAGAGAACAACGAAAUCAAACUCUUCUGCGAUCAAGUGAUAAGUAGAACUUUAGAGAAACUUAUCAUUUAUUUCAGCGAUACCCAAAUCCGUAAGGUCCUGCAAAACGUGGAGGAUCAUUUCUGCAAACUUGCGAUGGAUAAAUUCGGCAGCCAUGUCUUACAAACUCUGAUUUGUGUCAUACCGAAAACGAUAAGGUCGGAACGCAGUAAAGUAAGGGAAGUUGCACAAGAAUUUAAAGACUUGAAAGGUGCAGAACAGUUGUUUUUGGAUCUCUGUAACUCCUUCAAAGAAAAUCUUUCCGAACUUGUUAACCAUAUUUAUGGAAGCCAUGUUGUUCGAGCAGCUAUUGAAGUGCUAGGUGGAGUAAAAGUUUCAGACAAUGUUGUUCGUAGCCGAGCGUCUCGACAAAGUAGGGAAAGAGAUAGUCAUUCAGAUGAGAAAAAGCCAUUUAUCAAGCUAAAUCAAGGUAAUGCGAAGAAAAUUGUUUAUAAUGUCCUGCAGUACCAGCCUAUGAACAGGCUGUCUGGCUAGCGGAUGAUAAAGGGAGAAGGGGAGAAACCACAAGGAUAGAAGGAGAGAGCAUAUAUGGUUUACAGUUACUUCGUUCCAUGGUCAGAUCGUUCCAAGCCAGAUUGUUCCAUUUUAUAGUCAGAUCUUUCCACGGUUUCAGUGUAAAACUGUAUGGGAAGCGCCUUUUUUGCCUUCUUGGCUUAAAGAACAAGGUAUACAUGUGAUUAAUUCCCUUGUUUCUGCUCGUGGCCUAAAGACUCAUGAAAAUUUCUGACAACAUUGUGGAAAGAACUGCCUAAAGUGGGACUAUCUAUCUUGGAACGAUCUGACCAUGAUACGAAUUGACCGAAUAUCGCAUAUUCAGUCACUGCUAGAGGUCUAACUAAUGUCACCAGAACCAAGAUAAAAUAAUGUUUCAUUUAAUCAUUCAUUCAUUCCAGCUCCUUUCCUCACCCCAAUGUUCCCACAGUCCACUUUCCUUGCCUCCCCUAACUGCAACACCUGUAGACAGACUAUGUAAUACUACAGGCACAGCUUCCAAAAAAUUCAGAGAAGUGUAUCUGCUAUUCCACCAGUCAGUGGUUUAGCUGUGUUUUCAUUCUAUUUUCCAGUGGGAAAUGCCUUUGGAAGUGACACUAUCAAACCCAUGGAGACCAUUGCUGUUCCAGACAGUUUUUACCCCAUUUUGAAACAGUUUACCAAGGGUAUUAUCAAGAUGGAUCUGCAGAAGUUGGUUCUUCACCCUAUUAGCAACCCCCUGUUGCAGACAUUGUUGUUAGUCCUUCAUAUUAAGGAUCAGUCAUUAUGUAUGAAGCUGUGUAAGGCAGUCAUGUCACAAAUUGAUAUGCUUAAGAACAAAACGGAUACAAGAAAACCAAACACUGAUGACAAUCAUCAAAAUACAAAGGAUAAAAGGUACACUGUAUAUAGUGUGUCAUGCUGCGUACCUUACUAAAGGAGAUUAUCCCCAAAUUCUCAAUACACUCCCGACAUUCUUAACACCUACAUGUAAGAAAGAGGAAUGUUUUUUAUCAGGGUUAAGAUCUAGUAUUGUUCAGUGAAACUGUGAAGAACAUUCAUAGAGUUGUAGCUAGUCGGGAGGCAGGGGGGCAGGUUUCAUUAUGCAGUAUUGUGAAAUGUUUAGUGUACUUAUAAAGUGCUUGGAUGUAUGGUGUGUUUGAAGUUAACAGGACCUCGGAAAUAAAAUUUGUAGAUGAAACCCCAUGGUGUUACCAUUUGAAUGAAACUUAUUCAGCUGUACUUUUACCCAAUACCAUUAUGUUGAUUUUUCUGUUUUUCUCUUCUGUUAGGAAGGGUUCAACCGUAAAUACUCCGCUCUUCUGAAUUUGGGGGGAAAAGUCAAUGAAUUAUUCCAUGAUACAUGUAGUCUCACUUCCAUUUCUUUUAUUUUCAGUGACUACAGAGUUCCUGUUCUCCUUUCCAAUGAGAUCAGCAGUCACAUGAUUGAAAAGAUUCUACAUGUGGUCACACCUGACCUUUGGCAGGAGAUUUAUGAGACGUACUUCAGUCCACACCUGCCUCAGCUGGCGCAGCACCCCAUUGCUAACUUUAUUGUGCAGCAUCUCAUGGCUAGUGCUAGAGAAAAAUUGCAUGUAGGUUGUUGACACUUUCACAAACAUAAAUUAUGAAGCUUGACAAGCCAGUAGGUCAUAACCUUGAUUUUAUGGCAAAUUAGUCAACUGACCCCCUCCCCCCACCCGCUUACUAUCGCGGCACAAGUCAAGAGUUCAUAAUAGGGCAGAGAACGAGUCUAAGGGUGUUGGCUGGGACACUGUAAUUACAAAAAAGGUUUUUUUAGAAACAUAGUGGACCAUGUGGAAACAGUUUCUGUUGAACUGGUUGACUUUCGGAACACUUGCUUUAAUGAUUCAGUGCACCAAAGCAAGGCAGAGUCAAGAAAUGAAGAAAUGUUGGCCUUAAUGGAGGGACGAUGUGGAGGGACUUUGAUCUGGUAAAACUGUCCCAUUUCCACAUAGCUUCUAAAAAUAACUUUUUGAAAUUAGGAUAUCCCAAGGCAUGAUUGUGCAAGUCCUAUUAUGUUUUCAUUGACUUGACAAUGACAGGAACGUGGUUAAUCCCAAAGGCCUCGCAAAGCUAUGCAUCCACUCCAAAUUUUUUAAAACAGAAGACGGUUUGCAGGUAUCAUCGCAUUUUUAAAUAUGAUUAAAGUGCAUAAACUAACAUUGAAGGUUUAAUUCAAGUUCCAAUGCUCAUUGUUCUAGGAGCUACUUUGGGGGGUUUUCUCUGGGUUACCUCAUUUUUCUCCCCUGAACAUACAGCAUCAUUUUCAGAUUCCAAUUCAGUUAGGAAUUUUAUAACCUGUGAAAUAGCCAUCUCUCCUCGCUUCUGGCAAAACAACCCUAGUGGCGAGGAAAGAAGGCUGUUUUUGCAAGCUAGGAAUUUUAGGAUCAGAUGUUUGUCGUUGAAAAACGUGUGUAAUAUGUACUUCCAUUAUAAAAUAUAAUCAAAUUUAAUUUUUUUUAGUUUGCAAUAAUUUUUAUCUUUUCUUCAUUUUAGGCAAAGCAAAUAAUUGUAGAGUUACUCCCUUAUUUAGAAGAUCUCCUUGCUCAGGGGCAUAUGGGUGUUGUGGUGAGAAUGGCAGAGACUGCAGUCCGUUUUUCAGUAAAACAGAAGAAGAUCUUAAAAGCUCUGUUGCAGGCCUUCCACUGUCAAGAAAAAGAUGAGCAAUUGAGUGCUGUUGUUCUGUUAUCAUCAUUAACAACCUACGAUAUUUUCUUUGGAACAAAAGAAAAUGGAAAAGAAGAUGGUGAUGAAAGCAGAAACACUUCAGAGGUAAGCUAGAUAUCAAAGAAUAAAGCACGAUGAUUACCUUUUUAUUGUCUAUCAUCUGAUUUUCCCAACUUGUGAUGUCAGUUUGUUAAACAUGCAGUUUUUCCUCAGUUUGGUGGCUAUUCCAUAUUUUACAGGACUGUCAUAUCACUUGUCAUAUUUCAUAAUUCUUGCUAGAACAUCCAAAUUAGAGGUGAGCGUUUUGGUGGGACAUGACAAGACCAUGGUCAGCAGGGGGAUAGCCAGCAAAGUUUUUCUUUCUUAAACACGCGUUGUAGAAGUCCUCAAAGGGCGGGCGAGGGGGUGGGUGGUUGAGGACAUACUAGGAAGCCAAGUUAAUGGUGACCUAUAAACAAUUACAGUGGCAAAACCAUCUUUCUGAAGUCACAGUGGACACUGACAUGGCGAAGAGAAAAAUGAACACAGUGGCGACUUUUUCAGUUGUAAGGUCUUCAACUAUUUUGAAAUAACGUUUUUGGUAAUAACAUUUGUAGGCAACAAUCACGUCGCUCGUGAGGUCAAUACUGUUUUGUGCUAUAGAGAGAAAAGAUUAAUGAUUGUGUCUUCAUAAAAAUCCUGAAAAGUAUUAACUGAAUAGACAUUAAUUUUAAACACUCUCUUUAAUCACAGCUUAUCUAUGGUUUAUUUUAAGGAAAAGCCGACUGCCAGUAGCAAACUGAAAUCUGUGAAUUACCAUGGAGCCAUGUUAUUGAAAGUCUUGUUUGACUUUCAAAAGCCAUCCAAGUUGGUCAAGAGUUUGCUCUCUCUGAGUCUGGAAGAAGUCUUGAUCCUUGCUAAUGAUCCUAUGGGCUCCCAUGCCGUUGAGGCGUUUCUAAAGAGCAGAUCUGUGCCGUCUGAUGAUAAGAACAUACUCAUUCAAAAGUUACAGGUAACUUCAACUUAUGCCUUUCCCGGCUACCAGAAGGGUAACAGAGGCUUUUUCUCUCGUGCGGCGGGAUGCGUCGUUGUCGGCGGCAGGUGGACACAUCUUCGCACGAAGGCCGAAGUCACGAGUAACUUGCGAUCAGGCGUCUUUUUUUUUCCGAGGAAAGGGGAAAAAAAGAACGCGUCCUUUUCCCCUCGUCUCCCAAACAUAAAGGGAAGAAGAACACCUGAUCACAGGUUAAGUCACGAGCGGCGAAGUCGCGAGAAAAGACCUCGCUUUUCGUGCGGGUCACUAUAAGGACUCAGUGCUAACGACUUCACCGAAACUGGAUAUCGCACGUGGAAAGUCUCUGGCACCCAGGGUAACCUAUGCCUGCUGAUUUUUUGUCAUGUCGAGAAAGAAAAUCUAUGCCAAAUAAUUCAAGCAUCUCCCCUGUCUUUGAAAAAGCAAUCAAGUUCUUUGUCUCUGUGGUCGAGUUUGUGAUGUCUCCUCUUUAGCUUCCUUGUUUAUAUGCAUUUUAACUGAAUUUCGGUCGUUCUGCCCGACAGUGGCAUAGCCAGUUGGCGUUUCGCCCCGACUUCAGUCGAUUAGCCCGAGGACAUACAACACUACAAAACACGGUGAACAUACUUAUCAUAGAUGAUUUUUUUUAUUAAGGUUGGAUUCCACAUGUGCAGUCACUGUAUUUUUACGCUUAUUCGUUUUUUGGCCAAAGAACGACAAAAACAUAUCGGGCAAAUCGACUUAAGUCCGGGCGAAAUGACGUGGGGCGAAUCGACCUUCGGUGAAACAACCUUCUAACUGGUUUACUUGACUAUAUACAUCUACCGUGAUUGCCUUUUUUCAGGGGGUCUUUUCAAAACUUGCCUGCGAGAAACAAGGCAGUCGUGUGGUUGAAACAUGCUGGAGACAGGCAGAAGUGAAAUACAAGGAAGCGAUUACCCGUGAACUAGCUGACAACGAACAUCAGCUGAAAGACAACUUUUACGGCAAAUUUGUGUUAAGAAAUUGCGGCGUUGAGCACUUUACAAGAAAGGAUAAGACUUGGCAUGAAAGGGAGCAGAAAGUUGAAAGGAAAAGAAAACUACUCGAGGAGAUUUUCGAAGAGAGAGACGAACUUCCAGCGUCUACCAAGAGAGCUAAACUCGCAACAGAAAACAAGUGUGCACAACUUGCCCCAGAAAUGGCCGCCUUAGGUUUCCCUGCUGGUGGAAAUCAUGCUCAUGAUUCAGGCGAGGUAAGAUCUUAUUGCGCACCUUUCUUUAUCUCUUAGUAUACUUUACCUUGUACUUUUGAGAUCAUAAAAAGAUGUUUGUGUUUGCCUGGAAUACUCUAAGGGAGCUUAAGCAAUGACGAUGGCGGAGAAAACGUCGCUAUAAAAAAUGAAUUUGCGUCCUCUCAAACUUUCUCGGGGGCGCGUGUAUUUAGACCCGUUCAAUUUGUCAAAUGUAGGCGAUUUUUCCUGGAGUUGAAUUCUUAAGGACUUUAUCCGGUUUAAAAAAAAAAAGGAAAAUUUGUUGUCGUACAUUCGCGUCCUCCAUAAACAUCACAUUAAGAGUUUUCACUUCGUGGUCGUGCAGUGGAGGUAAAAAAAAUGUACUUAAAAGCGUGGUGUACGUGCAGGGCUGUUGUUUUGCACAUAAAACCAAUUCUUUUGUCGUUGUCGUCGUUGUCUCCGUCGUGGUUACCUAAGCUCCGUAUUGUUGAGGUCAAAACAUGCUAUGCAGCAUUGUUCACGACUAGCGGGCCUUGUAAAGUUCUCACUUUAUUUCAUACGUGUGGGAACUAGUUUUUGUUACCAGUCAAUUUUCUCGGAAAUGCAUGCAAAAUGUAAUUCACUUUCUUGUAUCGAUGACCUUGCAAAAUUUCAGUCAAGUUCCGAAGUUGUGUAAGAUACUAUUGAAGUGAAUUACUCUUCCUUCGUUACGACGGGUAACGCGUUAGCAUUCUUUCUCGUUGUAACGCGCAAAAGACUACGAGUGGUUAAUCUAUACGAUUAUUGCUUUUUUCAGUGCGAUGACAGUGAUAGUGUAGACACUGGAGGAGAACCCAAGAAAAAGAAGGAGAAGAAGAAGAGGAAAUUUGGAAGCAAAAAGGGCAAAACUGAGAACUCUGAUCUAAACAGUCUGGAUGAAGAGGACAAUUUUGCCGAGAUGGAAUUCAUUAACAAUGUUAUCAAAGCAACCAAGGCAGUGAAAAAGUCCCAAAACGAAAAGAGAAAGAAAAGACAAAAAUAA
Molecule: messenger RNA, 6687 nt
Organism: Porites lobata
Lineage: Eukaryota; Metazoa; Cnidaria; Anthozoa; Scleractinia; Poritidae
Source: the annotation of a GenBank genome assembly